AUGAUAGAAGUCAUUAAAUUGUCAUCUAAAGCCAAUACAACAAUCACCAAAUUACAAGCUAGAGCUAUGACAGAAGUCAUUAGAUUGUCAUCUAGAGCUUAUACAACAAUCAUCAAAUUACAAGCUAGAGCUAUGACAGAAGUCAUUAGAUUGUCAUCUAGAGCUUAUAAAACGAUCACCAAAUUACAAGCUAGAGCUAUGACAGAAGUCAUUAAAUUGUCAUCUAGAGCUUAUACAACAAUCACCAAAUUACAAGCUAGAGUUAUGACAGAAGUCAUUAAAUUGUCAUCUAGAGCUUAUACAACAAUCAGCAAAUUACAAGCUAGAGCUAUGAUAGAAGUCAUUAAAUUGUCAUCUAGAGCUUAUACAACAAUCACCAAAUUACAAGCUAGAGUUAUGACAGAAGUCAUUAAAUUGUCAUCUAGAGCUUAUACAACGAUCAACAAAUUACAAGCUAGAGCUUCGUAA
Messenger RNA from Lottia gigantea (owl limpet), 468 nucleotides. RefSeq lists its product as hypothetical. Bases 1 to 468 code for a protein of 155 amino acids. NCBI's taxonomy places the organism in Eukaryota, Metazoa, Mollusca, Gastropoda, Lottiidae. The record is from RefSeq and is a predicted model, not a curated record. The transcript has a single exon.